AUCAAUAUGCCUAUUAAGAAAUCACCUAUGACUAAUACAUCUGGAGCAGUGUCUUCCUCUUAUUAUGAAAACAUCUUGAGGUCUCAUUUUCAAAAUUUAAGGAAAAGAAGGAGUGAUAAAUCAAAGCCACCAUUUUCAAUCACAGAAGAAUUCAUCUUGAGAUUCAACCAUACAAAAAAUCCAAAAGAGAAGGAAGAAUUGUUGGAUCUAGCUAGGAAACACAUUCUCAGAUGUAAGAGAAAACUGGGUCUCAAAACCUUAGGCACUGGGAAACAUGUGAAUCUUCCUACUGCAUGGACUGAAGUAAUAUAUCUGGCUCAGUGCAAAGGAAACGUUCAAGAUGAAGCUUUAAAUAUGCUUUAUGCUUCGGUGGACCAUGUUUCCUUUGAUUAUGAUAAUCUUCCUGCCUUAUUUUUUGUUGCGGAAUCAGUUUUAUAUAGACUCUGUUGUGAUGCAUUUCUAAAGACUUACUUACAUUCAGUUGAAAUAAAGCUGUCAAAGAUUUGCUAUUUGGUCUUCUUACGACUUUUUAUAUAUUUCCUGCAUGGUCACCUAGAAAGUUUUAAACAACAUUUACUUAGGCUUCAACCGUAUUUAUACGCACUUUCUUUCUCUGGAGAAUCAUAUUACACGUAUCCAAAUAUCUUUUCAAAUGUGCAAUUUGUUCUGAAAACCAUGGAAAUUAUAUGCAAAAGAGAAUUAUUAUCGGGAUCAAUUUUUAGCCCUGUGGAAAACAAGAGACGACAUGAGAACAUAGAUUCGGAUAUGGAACAUUCACAAUUUAAUCAGGAAGGAUAUGAAAUUAACCACCUGCUGUGGCACUGUGUUGCUGCCUGGACCUGUGUUCAGAAGAAUAGUCCUCAGUUGAAUAAGGUGCUUGAGCAUCUCAUCUGUCAUAAAACACAGCUUCAAAAGAAAUGCUGGUUGGAUUCAGCACUGGCUUUGUUGGUCCUUGGAGAGGCUGCCAAAUUAAAUAUGGCCUGCUUGAAAACUUUAACGGACCUAAUGAGAGAUUUUCUUUUAAGCAUUAUGUCUGUUCAGAAAGAGGAAGAAAGCUGCAAGGUAGAUGAUUUUUCCUGGGCCUGGAAUGUAGUCUACAUAUAUACAACAAUUCUCGCAGAAAUCUGCUUGUAUGCAGCCACUUCUAAUUUGCGAAAAACUGCUUUUGUUGGUUUCUGUGAAUGUAAAAGUUCGCAAAAAGAUAUUUUACCCAUGGACAAACCAGAACAGCCAGAAUUGAGGGAAACAAGUGUUUUAGGUCUUUUGAACUAUUUUUCUUCAAAAAUAUCAGAUAAUUGUGAACAAGUGACAUGGAUUGGGUACUAUGGCUUGGUUUAUAACCUGGUGAAAAUGUCAUGGGAACUUCGGGGAGAUGAGGAGCAAGAUGGACUCAGAAACUUAAUAUGGCAAACAUUACAGAAAACAAAGGAUCAUGAGAAAGAUGGGCGGAUCCAUAAUGCAAUAAAUAUAGCUAAGGCUGAGUUAAAUGACCCAACGGAUCCUUUUACUAGUUACAGUACAAAAGUUUCAUCAAAUGUAGGGGAUGAAGUUUUCUCCAAAUAUAUAGGAUGGAGAAUUUCCAGUACACUUUCCAAAUUAUUCUUCCCCUCUACUGAUACCCGUACCCUUCCUUUGAAAAAACCAUUGAUAAAACAGGGUCAAAUGAAAUAUCUGAAUAAAAAGCAGGAUUCUAUGAAGAAGAGAGUGCUACAUUUUACUGCAAGGGAACAUCCUUCUGUAUCAGAAUUCCUCAUGUUUCCAUACCCAGAUUUCUUCACUAAGGGAGAUGAAGAAUUAGCAAGAAUCAUUGACCAUCACUGGCAGAAAGACCUAAAGAUCCGACAGGAAGAAGAGGCAAUAUGUGAGGCUAAAGAAUGUAAAGAUAAAGAGUUACAGGAAAAAUAUCACUUCAUAGAAAUUAUGAAGAGAAGACAAGAGAAACUGCACAAGCAAACCAAACCCUAUGAGCUUCCUCCUAGGAGUGAAGUAAUUUCAUUAGAAAAGAAAAUGGCCCCUAAAAUUGAUAGCUACGUGUUAGGAAAAUUUUCCUCUAAUUAUCUAGAAGCCAUUUCUUAGAAAGGAGUUGUUAUCUUGGUGCAGGCUCUUUAACAGUCAUAUCUUAGUCCUCAAGUAACAGGUAGGUUUUAAACACAUUUGAAUGAAGUGAUUUUACCAGUUAAAAAUUUUCAAAAAUACA
Messenger RNA from Hipposideros armiger (great roundleaf bat), 2197 nucleotides. It is a transcript of the gene TMEM232, whose product is annotated as transmembrane protein 232. The transcript is spliced from 13 exons. Lineage: Eukaryota; Metazoa; Chordata; Mammalia; Chiroptera; Hipposideridae. The annotation marks the transcript as partial. The record is from RefSeq and is a predicted model, not a curated record.